AUGUCUGACGACGAUACUCAAGAAAGACUACAAGCCAUAAAACAAUAUCUUGAGACAUCGUCGUCCCACUCUUCAAGGACUAUCACUGACAAUCCACUCUUUCAACCUUCAAAGAGAGUCAAUCCAGUACAAAUACCAUUACCAUCUGAAAACGAUUCUGACUCUGAAACAUCAGUUAAGUCUCAGAUGGCACAAGAAAGGACGUUGAAAGAGUUGGCAGCGCCGAAUCUAGACCAUCAACCUCUGUGUAUUCAAUAUCCGGCGUUGGACGUUAACUUUGAACUCAAAUCGGGCCUCAUACAUUUAUUACCAUCUUUCCAUGGGCUACCAGGAGAGGACCCAAAUAAGCAUCUGACUGAAUUUCACAUAGUCUGUUCUAGUAUGAAACCAGCUUUAGUAACGGAAGAGCAGAUUAAAUUAAGAGCAUUUCCAUUUUCUUUGAAGGAUGGUGCAAAGGAAUGGCUCUAUUACCUUCUACCUGGAACUGUUAAUACCUGGAAUGAAAUGAAGACAUUGUUCUUGGAGCGUUACUUCCCCGCAUCUAAGGUUGGUAGUAUAAGGAAGGAAAUCUGUGGUAUUCGCCAACAGACUGGGGAGUCAUUAUAUGAGCAUUGGGAGAGAUUUAAGAAGCUAUGUGCUAGCUGCCCCCACCACCAAAUAAGUGAACAACUCCUAAUCCAAUACUUUUAUGAAGGACUAUUUCCAUUGGAUAAGAGCAUGAUUGAUGCAACAAGUGGGGGAGCACUGGUGGACAAGACUUCUGCUGCAGCUAGGAGCUUAAUUUCUAAUAUGGCAGCUAAUUCUCAACAGUUUGGAGUUCGUCAAGAAGUUUCAGUUAAGGGAUUAAAUGAGACAAACUCUAAAGUAAAACAGCAACUGGCGCACUUAACUAGUAUGGUUCAACAAAUGGCUUUAGGUCAUCAAGUGAGACCUUGUGGCAUAUGUCAGUUGGUGGAGCAUUCUACUGAUGCAUGUCCCACACUUCAAGAGGAUACCAAUGAGCAUGUAAAUGCAAUGGGGGGAUUCCCAAGGCAACCUAGGCAAAGGUAUGACCCUUAUGCUAUAACUUAUAAUGAAGGAUGGAAGGAUCAUCCUAAUCUUCGAUAUGGGAAUCAACAACAAACUGUACCAACUAGACCACCAGGAUUUCCUUAUCAACAAAGAUAUGCUAAAACAGUUAGUAGCCUCCAAUAUGCAAACUCAAGCACUUCUUCAAGGCGCUCAUGUGUCCCUGAAAAAUUUAGAGAAUACUAUGGGCCACAGAAUCAAGGAAAAUUACCUUCACAGCCUGUACGAAACCCAAGGGAAAAUGCUAAUGCCAUCACACUAAGAGAUGGCAAGACCUACGAUCCACCCACUAUUCCAUCAAAUUCAAAUGAUGCACCAUUAUCUCUGACCCAAUCUGCCCAACAAGACAAAGAUGAAACCCCAACCACAUCACCAAACCUUAAACCCACUAUUUCCACUUAUGUCACUACUCCUCCAUUUCCUAGUUGUUUGAGAAAGACCAAGAAGGAUGAAGCUGAACACGAAAUAUUGGAGACUUUUCACAAGGUUGAGGUAAAUAUUCCCUUACUUGAUGCUAUUAAACAAGUACCUCGAUAUGCAAAGUUUUUAAAGGAGUUAUGCACCAAUAAGAGGAAGUUAAAAGGGAAUGAAAAGGUGAGUGUGGGGGAAAAUGUUUCGGCGGUUCUUCAAAAGAAACUUCCACCAAAGUGUAAGGAUCCUGGCACCUUCACUAUUCCCUGCACUAUUGGCAAUAAAAGAAUUGAAAGAUGUAUGUUAGAUUUGGGUGCCUCAAUUAAUGUAAUGCCGUACUCUAUUUAUGCCUCUUUGAAUUUGGGACCACUAGAAGAAACGGGGGUGAUCAUACAAUUAACGGAUCGUUCUAAUGCCUAUCCAAGGGGAGUAGUAGAGGAUGUAUUGGUUAAAGUUAAUGAAUUGGUUUUUCCGGUAGACUUUUACAUUCUUGAUAUGGAAGAUGACUCAAUUCCGUGUUCUACACCAGUAUUAUUGGGAAGGCCAUUCUUAAAGACAGCUAGAACUAAGAUAGAUGUUCAUGAGGGAACUUUGACCAUGGAGUUUGAUGGUGAGGUGAUUCGAUUUAAUAUUUUUGAGGCUAUGUGGUAUCCAAGUGAUGUUCAUUCAGUUUCUUCAAUCGAUAUUCUGGAUUCUUUGUCACAAAGAAUUCUAGAUUUACAUGGAGAUGAUGGGUUAGAUAUUGUUUUGAGGGAAUCAAUAGAUUUGAAAGAAGAUUUUAUCACCACUGAAUUAAAGGAGACAAUGGCUGCACUUAAUAGUGGUGGAGAGGUUUCUAAAGCAGUGUUGUUCUUAAAGUUGCCUAUUUCUUGUGAGCAGCUUCAACCAUCUGUUAAAUCACCACCCAAGCUUGAAUUAAAACCACUACCGGAGCAUCUCAAAUAUGUCUACUUGGGUGAGACAGAGACAUUACCAGUUAUUAUCACCACAAAACUUACCCAAGUACAAGAGGAGCGUUUAAUAAGGGUACUUCGGGAAUAUAAAACAGCCAUAGGGUGGACCAUAGCAGAUAUCAAGGGGAUAAGCCCAACUAUGUGA
Molecule: messenger RNA, 2577 nt
Organism: Humulus lupulus (European hop)
Lineage: Eukaryota; Viridiplantae; Streptophyta; Magnoliopsida; Rosales; Cannabaceae
Exons: 2
Coding region: 1-2577 (858 amino acids)
Source: RefSeq, a predicted model, not a curated record